Messenger RNA from Hirsutella rhossiliensis, 2205 nucleotides. RefSeq names its product heterokaryon incompatibility protein (HET) domain-containing protein. The transcript has 2 exons. The coding region runs from base 1 to 2205 and encodes 734 amino acids. The record is from RefSeq and is a predicted model, not a curated record. NCBI's taxonomy places the organism in Eukaryota, Fungi, Ascomycota, Sordariomycetes, Hypocreales, Ophiocordycipitaceae.
AUGCCGCUCUUCGCCUCCAGCCAUCUCCCAGAAUACCAGUAUAGCACCCUUGACCCGUCGCAGAAAACCUUUCGCCUGGUCCAGCUUCUGCCGCCGAAGCCUGCUCGCAUACCGGGCGCCUACGGCACGCUGCGCAUUAAGCUGGUCGAGGUCAACGUCGACACCAAGCUUCCUUAUGACGCUCUAUCCUACGCCUGGGGCGACCCGGCCUCCCUCGGUGCGCGAGACCGAGGGAUAAUCGUGGAGACACACAGCGACGCCCAACGGCUCUCCAUCCAUCGUCCGCUCGAGCUAGCACUACUUCAUCUUGCUGCCAAUAGUUCCGUAAACCUACCUCUCUUUGUCGACCAGAUCAGCAUCAACCAGGACGACAAGCCCGAGAAGAGCCACCAGGUCCAGCUCAUGAGGGACAUUUACGCAAGAUGCUCGCGCACCGUUGUGUGGCUGGGCCCGGCAACCCGCGCGUCUAAGUUAUAUUUUAACCUUAUCCACGAAAUAUGCCAAGAAGGGGUCCUAAGCCGCGUCAUGGGGCCCAGAGUCAGCCAUUUAGCGCGUGUAUUUGACGCCGUGAUGGAUCCAGGUGUCCAAGUCGACGAAGGGCAACGCGAGGACCGAGACGACAUACUUAACCUAAUUCAACGAUUCGGUGUCCGAUUUCCCCUGGAUGGUUUCGCCGACGUGCUAGGCCGGCGCUGGUUCAACCGCCUAUGGAUCAUCCAGGAGGCAUGUCUGGCGCCCGCAGUCGUCUUUAUCUGCGGCCAACAGUCGCUCUGCUUCGACUGCUUCCGCGCCGGGGCGCUCUUCUAUAACAUUUACAAUACGCACUGGGCAGGCCAGCGCACCGAGGCCACGUCGCAGCACGAAAUCCGUCGACGCAGCGCCAUCUUUAACAAGACGGCAGGCUUGAUUCGCAUUUUCCAGCAGCGCAAGGUCAUUCAUCAAACGGGCCGGCGAGAAGAGGAUCGCAUAUUUGGCUUGCUGGGGCUGGCGGCCGAUGACGACGACUUGCGGCAGCAGGUCCGUGUCCGCUACGCAAAGGAGGCCGUCCAGAUCUACACAGAGGUUUCUGCCUUGCUUCUCAAGGAAAACAUGGACGCCUUGCUGUUUACGCAGUUUCCGAAAGAGACACAAGGCCUGCCUUCCUGGGUCCCGGACUGGGCCAUGGACAUCAAGGUGCCGGUGGGAUACUUGACCUUGGCAGACGCCGUCUUCGCCGCUGGAGGGCCGAAGGAAGGGGCCCGCCGUCGGCUGGACGAGCGGUCCGGGCGGCUCACGGUCCGUGGCGUCCUGGUUGACAGAAUCGUGUGUGUUGGACAGACAAGUCAUCGGCUAGACCCUGAGCGGCGAAUGAUGGAUCAGAUUGAUUACCGCUGUGCCAAAAUGUUCUUUGACGAGACGGCCAAGUUCGUCAGAGAAGCCGCUGCUUCCCGCCACAGCGGGAGUGCCUCCGGCUCAGACGAGGAGGCGGAGGCCCAGAUGUCUCUGCGCGUCUGUGACUCGGGCCUCUCCCACAGACACUUCACGGACAAGCUUGGGGCGCCUGCUGGCCUCGAACGACUUCGCGCUCUCCAUGGCAGCGUCAGUCAUCUGGGGCAGCGGCUUCUCAACUCGGAUGAAACGGUUGCCUCGUUUGGUAUCACGCGCAUCUACAGAACGCUUGGCAUCACCCCAUGGUACUGGACCCCGACUUCCGAGAUGACCAGUCUCCGCAUCUGUGCCCGUGAUCCGGCCGCAGCCGCUUACAUCCUUUAUCUGGCUCUUGCCGAUUUCCUCGUCGACAUGGGCGGGCUUUGCCUCGGCGCGGCUAGGAUGACCUGGGCGACGUAUCACAUCAAGUUCCGCCGCCGCUUCAGCAAGGUCAAGCUGCGGCCCGUGGUGGAGGAUGUGAUUGCGGCAGGCCUCGACCCCGAAGUCAGCCUCGGACCAGACUUGGCCCUCUUGGAUUCCAAUAUUCUCAAAAAUGCGGGCCGGAGGCUGUACCGGACCGAGAAGGGCUACGUGGGCGUGGGCCCGGCGCAGAUGACGCCGGGGGAUUCCGUCGUGGUCUUCCACGGCGGGACGGUGCCGCAUCUGUUGAGGGAGGCGGCAGGGGAGGGGGGGGACGAGUCGUGGACAUACUUGGGCGAAGCGUAUUGCGACGGCAUCAUGGAUGGCGAGGCGUUGGAGGAGGGAGUUGGCGUUGAGAGGAGCUUUGUCCUGGCUUGA